This is a messenger RNA of Sinocyclocheilus grahami, 1779 nucleotides long. RefSeq lists its product as uncharacterized. The coding region runs from base 226 to 483 and encodes 85 amino acids. The record is from RefSeq and is a predicted model, not a curated record. The transcript is spliced from 2 exons. NCBI's taxonomy places the organism in Eukaryota, Metazoa, Chordata, Actinopteri, Cypriniformes, Cyprinidae.
UCCUCUCCUCUGGUCUGUCUCAUCCUCGUCUCGCUGUUGAUCCGUCUCUGAAAUGAUCGCAGACGCACAUCAGAUGUUGAGGAUUCAUGUAUCUGGAGGCUGGAGCUGAACUCGACGAUGUCAUUUGGAUGUAAAUAGGUUACCCCGGUGGACAGAGACGACAAGAAAAGCUAGCUUACCUGACCUUCCUGAAGCUUUAGUUAUUGUUCUGAUAAACAAAUCAUCAUGGAUCUGUCAUUUAUGGCCGCGCAGAUCCCUGUGAUGACAGGAGCCUUCAUGGACUCAUCGCCUCACGAUGACUACAGCACGGAUCACUCUCUCUUCAACUCCUCUGCUAGUGUCCACGCCGCAGCUCUGGCAGCUCACAACCAACAGGAGGAGCAGCAGCCCAUGUCCCGAGAUGCCAUCUGGCUGUGGCUCGCCAUCACCGCCACCAUUGGGAACAUCAUAGUGGUGGGCGUCGUCUACGCCUUCACGUUCUGACCUCUGGAAUGAAACCAGCUGAACUUUGGAGACAUAUUCGACUUUGAGUCCCUCAAAUAUAGGACCCCUCAUCGGACGAACAGUGUCUGAAAAAAAUCUGCACGUUUUUUGUUGUUUAUUUGUUUGGUUUUUACGUAGAACGGUUCCAGAAAUUAUUUUUGAUUCAUUGUCAUCUUCAUGUUGAAAACGUUUUAACUAGAUUGUUUAUUGCUAAACAAGUGUAACGUGAGGAAAAAUCACAGAUUUCUUUUUUUUUCUUUUUUUUUCUUCUGAGUGACUAAUACUGCCAGACUUUUGCCAAAUAAUUUGUACGUUUUUGCUUUUAGUAUGUAAUGGCAGAUGUUGUUAUUAAGCUUUAAAUGUCUAGAGGGCAAACACUACUCUCUGAAAGUCAUCCAACAACCUUUUUAAAGCAGCGAUUAGAAAGUUGAAUCCCAAACCCAUUUUGGAAAGGUAACCAUAAAAUAAUGUAAAUAUAGGAAGUGCAGUAUAAGUGCCCAGAACAGGAAACUAAACCCUUUUUUUAAUUAAAAUAUUUUAACCGUGGUCAGAAACGGGGAUAAUAAGCGAUAAAAGCACUUAAAAUCUUUUUUAUGCAUGGGGCAUUUAUACUCAUUGGUUGAUUUACUAUUUUAAUUUUUUUGUCUUUUAUUUCGCCCCAGCAUAUGACAAUUUGGAGACAAUCUCUUCUCUUAAUGGUAAAACCACCACUUUAGUUGAUGAAAGGUUCAGUUUAGCAUUUAAGAAAUGCACCACACAAUGAUUUUAAUUAAAACCUGCAUACCAGUGAAUGAUUUUAUACCAAUAAAUAUUUCAUCCCCUUAGUUGAGGGUGACAUGUCCAGCUUGUAUUUAGUAGAGGUCAAAGCUUUGCUUUUAAUGAGCUCAGCAUAAAAGGUGGGGUUGCUAUGGCGACUGUUUCAUGCUGUCUGGGAGAAAGUGGCUGCGACUUCUUAUCCCACCAUCACACACCUGCAAACAUCUUUACUGCCCACUGGCGCAAAGCAACUCUCCAAACAAACACGCAUAUGAAGAGAUUUAUGUCAUUACUUCUUCUUCUUCUUUUUAAUUGUGUCUUCUUUUGGUGUUUCAAAGCCUUAAUCCAUGAAUGAAGCAUAUGACUGGACCAACAAUUUUACUUAGAAAUUAAUUAACCACUCCAGGAUUGCUUAUGCAGGUUAAUACUGGUCUGGCUAGGUGACCCAACAUGAUCUUUCUAGAGAAGCUAGUUGACUAGGUUAAACCAAGUUCUCCCCAAAAUUAAAAUUAGCUGAAAAUCUACUCACCCUCAGGCCAU